This is a messenger RNA of Culex pipiens pallens (northern house mosquito), 720 nucleotides long. RefSeq lists its product as uncharacterized. The transcript is spliced from 3 exons. The record is from RefSeq and is a predicted model, not a curated record. Lineage: Eukaryota; Metazoa; Arthropoda; Insecta; Diptera; Culicidae. Bases 1 to 720 code for a protein of 239 amino acids. Gene Ontology annotation, biological process: DNA integration. Gene Ontology annotation, molecular function: nucleic acid binding.
AUGGCCGACCUACCAUCUGUCCGUGUCAACCAAGAAAGAGUUUUCUGCAACGUGGGGAUUGACUACUGCGGUCCGUUCCACAUCAAAGGCAGAAGAAAUCAGCCGCCGAUCAAGUGCUACAUCUGCAUCUUCGUGUGCAUGGCGACCAAAGCUGCACACCUCGAGCUGGUCACAGACCUUACCACGGAAGCCUUCAUCGCAGCGUUGAACCGGUUCUGGGCCAAGCGUGGCUAUCCACAGAACAUCUACUGCGACAACGCCACCAACUUCGUCGGAGCCGAUCGCGAGCUUCAGCGACUCCAGCGGCAGUUCGAGAUACAGCAGCACAAGUCCGCCGUUGUCGAUGUGUCCACUCGACUGGGAAUCCAAUUCCACUUCAUUCCCCCACGAUCACCAUCGUUUGGAGGACUGUGGGAAGCUUGCGUCAAGUCCGCAAAAGCCGUCCUGCUCAAAGUGACGAUGGAUUUACCCUACGAAGAGAUGCUCACAACAGUAGCGCAGGAAAGAUUCGCUGCUCCGGUUUCCGCGACCAAGAAAGAAUUCGCUGCUCCGGUUCCCGCGGCCAAGGAAGGAUUCGCUGCCUCGGUUCCCGCGACCAAGGAAGGCCAGCGUUUGCGAUCGCUCGUGCACUACCCAACAUCUUCGAACGUCUCGGCCAGAUUCGGACCAGAAAGUCCUCCGGCAAGGAAGCGCCAGCCGAAACAACAACCUGAUUCGUGA